Molecule: messenger RNA, 1830 nt
Organism: Saxophila tyrrhenica
Lineage: Eukaryota; Fungi; Ascomycota; Dothideomycetes; Mycosphaerellales; Extremaceae
Exons: 3
Coding region: 1-1830 (609 amino acids)
Molecular function (GO): phosphonoacetate hydrolase activity
Source: RefSeq, a predicted model, not a curated record
AUGGCAGCAGCCGUCCUCCCAUCCGUCGAGGCAAACACUCGAGCAACAGUCAAACAACUCUUCAGCUUCCUCGAAGCCCAAGGCCAAGGCGACUAUCUCGGAGAAGCAGUCUCCCAACUCCAACACUCGAUCCAAACCGCCACCCUCGCCGAACAAGCCGGAGCCGACGAAGAAACCAUCAUCGGCUCCUUGCUGCACGAUGUCGGACGCUUCAUCCCCGCUGCGGACAAGAUGGCCUCAAUGAUCUCGCCGGAAGGCAAGUAUCUGGGUAAAGGCAGCCAUGAGGUGCUCGGGGAGAGGUAUUUGAGGCAGCUGGGCUUCAGCGAGAUGGUUUGCCAAUUGGUCGGAGCGCACGUGAUGGCCAAGCGGUAUCUUUGCGCAGUUGAUGAUAAGUACCAUGAUGGGCUGAGCUGGAAUAGCAAGAAUACUUUGAAGUACCAGGGCGGUCCGUUUGACGAAGAGCAAGUCAAGGAGGCGAACAAAGACCCUUGGAUCCAGAACAAGGUCUCUCUACGACGAUGGGACGACCUGGCCAAGAACCCAAAUAUGAAGACUCCGCCAUUGUCUCACUACGAGGCGAUGACAGUCCAAUCGCUGAUGGAGUCCCGCUCGCAGAUCGUGUUACAUGGACGAACCUACAACUUGCCGACCAAGGCCACGGUUGCUGUUUGCGUCGAUGGCUUCGAUCCGGAAUACCUGGAGCAGGGUAUUGCCGACGGCAUCAUACCCAACAUGGAGAAGAUGUUCAAGUCUGGCUUCCAUGCUCCAGCGAAAUGUACGAUGCCUUCGUUUACCAAUCCAAACAACGUCUCCAUCAUCACUGGCGUUCCGAUCUCGAAGCAUGGUAUUGUUGGCAACUACUUCCUGGACCGCAAGACCAAAGAGGAGAAGAUGAUCCUUGACGACUCGCUUCUUAUCGAUUCAACGAUCCUGGAGCUGAUGUCUCAGCGCGGAGUCAGAGUUGCGGCAGUCACGGCCAAAGACAAGCUCAGAAGGAUCCUCUCCCACGGUCUGGACGGAGCGGUGUGCUUCUCAUCUGAGAAGGCCGGCAGCUGUAGCGUAGAAGAGAACGGCAUCGCUGAUGUUGAGUCGUGGGUAGGUCGACCACAGCCAUCGCAAUAUUCUGGCGAGCUAUCCCUCUACGUAAUGGAUGCCGGCGUGAAGCUGCUCGAGGAUAACAGGGCAGACCUCUACUACCUGACUUUGUCCGACUUUGUCCAGCACAAGCAUGCUCCUGGCUCAAAGGAAUCCAAUGCUUUUCUGACGGCGCUUGACCAGCGUAUCGGGAAAUUGGUAGAGCUUGGUGCGCAAGUCGCAGUCACCGGCGACCACGGUAUGAGCGACAAGAGCAAGCCCGACGGCACGCCCAACGUCCUCUUCCUCGAAGAUGAGCUGUCCGCCAAAUGGGGCGUGGGCAAAGCCAGAGUCAUCUGCCCAAUCACAGAUCCCUUCGUCCGCCACCACGGCGCUCUCGGCUCCUUCGUCCGAGUCUACGCCAGUCGGAAAGACGACAUCGACGACAUGUUGCGUUUCAUCCAAGGCGUGCCAGAGGUCGAAGUAGCGCUCAACACCGAGGACGCUGUUGAUCAGCUCGAGCUCAUGACUGAGCGAGAAGGUGACAUUGUGGUUGUUUCCAAGAAGAAUGCCGUAAUCGGGAGCCGGAAGGAGGAGCACGACUUGUCGAACCUCCAGGAUCAUCGUCUCCGUUCUCAUGGCGGUCUGUCCGAGCAGGGCAUUCCGCUGCUCAUGUCAAGGCCUGCGACUGGAUUAGAAGAUGUUGGCAGGCAGUGGCGCAACUUUGACAUGUUUGACCUUCUGCUGAACCAUUGA